CAUUACAUUAAUGUAUUGCUUCCAUCCAUUCCAUUCUGUUGGUCUAUCUUACGCCAUACUUUUUCUUUGUAUGUAAUUAGAAACCAACGAAAACCAUUUGAUAUUAUUUGUUUCUUACAUAGUAAGUUCUGAGCAUCGUAAAAAUGGAGGACCAAGGAGGCAGUUCCGCUCCCAGAGUAAGUGACAAGAAGUUGGCGCAGACACAGGCUAAAGUUGAUGAAGUUGUCGGCAUUAUGCGUGUCAAUGUCGAGAAAGUUUUGGAGAGAGAUCAGAAGUUGUCAGAGCUGGAUAAUCGCGCUGAUGCUCUGCAGCACGGAGCAGCGCAGUUCGAACAACAAGCUGGUAAGCUUAAAAGGAAGUAUUGGUGGCAAAACUUGAAGAUGAUGUUGAUAAUUGGUGCUAUUGGUGCAGUUCUACUUAUCAUUAUAAUAGUGUCGCUGACCGGUGGCUCUUCAGGAGGCAACACUAACAAUGCCGCCUCAGUGACAGACGCUCCGGCUGCUGGUUCAGGACGAUAAUCAACAAGAAUCAAAACAAUGAAUGAUCCAAGGAUUAGCAUGAAACUAAAAUAUUUCAGUUCGGGACUUGACUGAAUUCUGUAAGAUCCUAUAUUUUUUAAAUUACCUUUGGGCUUUAUAAGAAACAGUAAUAAAAAAACUACAUAUUUGAAUGUGCUUACCCUAUAUUGAUUGUUACUUGAAAUUUUUAGAUAAUAUAUGAAUGUUAAAAGUAAUGCAGCAGAUGCUGUAAUUUAUCUAAGUGUUUCUGCCUGUAGGUUUAAUUUUUACGGAAGAAGCCACAGAAACAAUAGUUAGGCAGUGGCGGAUUUGUAUUCUUGGCCACCCUAGGCCCUGUAGUAAGUACUAGCCGCUCUAAUUAUCAUGUAGACUGAUCCCUAAAAUCAGGCCGCCCUAGGCCCAGGCCUACUAGGCUUUAAGGCAAAUCCGCCACUGGGUUUGGUGUUUCAAAUGAAGUUUUUUAUGUUCCAUUUUACUAUCCUCAUUGUUACCUAAUUAUAAAGCAAUUAGCUUAAAUGCUGAUGUUGUAGACAGGUACAACAAGAUAUAAAUUGUUAAAAUAUGGAAUGUUGACUUGCUAUACUGAUUUGUUUUUGAUUACAAGAAUGAAAACAUAUUUAUACUUUGUAAAACAACGAUUAAGGUAUUCAUGUUCCAAAUGUAUUUUGGAUGUAAAAUAGUUUUACAAUAUCUUUGUAAUUAUUACAUUGAAUGGCCAACAUUUUGUACCAAUUUGUAAUAAGUAACUAGUAUUAAUCAAAGUUGUUAUGUAUGGCAUACAAAAAAUUAUAAUGGGCCAAAUAAGGAACUGAUAUUUAUACAACUAAACAUUUUACAUGUUUUGCCUCAAAACCUAGGAGUAUAAAGGUUAAACUAACAAUUUAAUUUAUUGAUAAUUGUUUAUUAGUGUUUGUAAUGUUCAUAAAGUCUGGAUGUAGCACAAUUUGCAUAAAAUAACUAAAGCACAAAGUGUUUAAAAAUACUAGGCUGAUUUUACAUACACGUUACUAUUUAUUACUGGGAUAUACUGUAGUGGGUUGGGACCAUGAAGAGAAUAGUUUUUGUAUUCACUUUUUGAUAUUUACAAUGCAUUUUCUGAUUGAGAUUUAUAUAUUUUGGGAUGGCGCCAACAAUGUUCUUAAUAAAAUACAGUGCCUAAAAGCUGUUGGGUCAUUCCAUGUAUGGAUGGUGAGAGGAAAUGUGACUUAGUCUUUUAUCCAUAGAAAAGCGUUUUUGUAUUCCUUCACUGCUUCCUGCUAAAUAAAUUCGCCUGUAAAAAAUGUUUUACUGGAAAUAACAGAGUAUCACAAGGUCUAUGAUGUGAUGAAGGAAGUUAAUUUAGUAUAAAAGGUGUCAUUUCCUUUCCUCUUAACAAUAAAAGCUGAUGUCAUAUUCCUUGUAAUUCUACCUAAUUAUAAUAUUGUCUUUUAUAACUGUUAAGAUAUAAUAAAUGUAUGUAUUCUUCAAUUAAGAA
This is a messenger RNA of Cydia strobilella, 1992 nucleotides long. RefSeq names its product synaptobrevin-1-like. The record is from RefSeq and is a predicted model, not a curated record. The coding region runs from base 144 to 518 and encodes 124 amino acids. Gene Ontology annotation, molecular function: syntaxin binding; SNAP receptor activity. Gene Ontology annotation, cellular component: plasma membrane; SNARE complex. Gene Ontology annotation, biological process: vesicle-mediated transport; vesicle fusion. The transcript has a single exon. Lineage: Eukaryota; Metazoa; Arthropoda; Insecta; Lepidoptera; Tortricidae.